This is a messenger RNA of Nelumbo nucifera (sacred lotus), 1213 nucleotides long. RefSeq names its product TRAM, LAG1 and CLN8 (TLC) lipid-sensing domain containing protein. The record is from RefSeq and is a predicted model, not a curated record. Gene Ontology annotation, biological process: phospholipid homeostasis; regulation of membrane lipid distribution; membrane assembly. Gene Ontology annotation, cellular component: plasma membrane. Lineage: Eukaryota; Viridiplantae; Streptophyta; Magnoliopsida; Proteales; Nelumbonaceae.
GACAGCCACUCAAAACUUUUUUGAAGUUCGAUACUCUGAUGAGGUGGCGAGCAGGGAACCAGAGAAGCAAGGCAGAGAGAGACAUGGCGAGGGGAAGCCAUAGAAACGACACCGGAGCUUUCUUUGUGGCGACUCUGGUUCUCUGGUUCGUGUCUGUUGUCUUUGAGAUAGUCUUUAACAAGAGGUCAGAGCUCAUAUCCAUCGUUGCUGGUUGUUGCUUCUAUCAAGCGGCCAACUGGGUCAUCCGUCUCUCUGUCUCUCGUGACCCUCUCUCCGUCAACACCAGCGUUUCUUUGCUUCAUUCAACUAUUGCUUCUAUUUCAGUGGUUCUCAUUCUGGUUAACCAGUGGAUAGUAAAGGGUCCAGAUGAGAUGUUUGAGCAUUCACAGCUGUUUGGAAGCACUUGGCCUAUGGCAUACCCAGCUUUGUGCUUCUCAUGUGGCUACUUUGCAUAUGACCAGUGGGAUAUGCUCCACUACUGCCUGUACAGUGGCUGGAUCCCUUCGAUCCUUGUACAUCAUCUGAUACUCCUGAUUUGUUUUACGCUUGCAUUGUAUCGUAAGGUCACAGUAAACUACCUCAUUCUCACCCUUAUUUGUGAGCUUCAUUCUAUUUUACUGCAUAUGAGGAAAGUGAGACGGAUGGCUGGAAUGCGUGAUGCAAAGAGCAAAUAUGUGAGAGUAGAGUGGGUGCUGAAUUGGAUCACCUUCUUUCUAGCAAGGCUUGGCUCCCACAUUAUGAUCACAAUCAAGCUCAUCAAGGAUGCAUCCAAAUUUGGCAAUGGCGUGGAGCUCCCACUAGCCCUCUUUGGGAUGGCAGGAAUGAAUUUACUGAAUGUCUUUCUCGGCCUUGAUCUCUUUAAAGCUUACAAAAGAGAGAUGACCCAUCAACAUAACCGUCAGGAGUGAUGGGAGAACGGUCAAGAACAGAACAAAGAGGAAGGAAAGAAAGGAAAGAAAAACUCAAAAGGCAAGAGAUGAGAGCUCUGAAUGUAAAUUUCAGUUCUGAACCAAAGAAAGAGAAAAAAGAGAAAUGCAAUUUUACAGAAAGUUGUGUAAAAUUGUAGACCACAAUUUCUAAAUUUGACGCCAUUUUUUGCUGGCUAAAGGAGUUAUUUCCAGAAUGCAAUUUCAUUUGUACUAGUACGAAUGGAUAGGAGUGUAAACGAGAAGUUUGCGAAUUUGCUUUGUUUUUAGCCUCGGCUUUUAAAUUA